AUGCUGGUGAGAGGCGGGAACCAGGGGCACACCUCUCCUGGGCCUCUCUCCAGGCGCUGACCCCCCAGGCCCUCUCCCUUGCAGAGUCCCGCUGCUUCUCCUGGUGCGGAGCCUCCGAGCGCCCCGGUCCCCGACGGCGCCCCUGCGGCCACGAGUGUCUCUCCGAGGCGCCCGAGGAGGCCCCCGGGGUCGUGCGCACCGCCAGGGCUGGAGGAGGCGCUGAGCGCGCUGGGGCUGGAGGGAGAACGCGAGUACGCUGGGGACAUCUUCGCCGAAGUCAUGGUGUGCCGCGCACUGCCCCAGCGAGCCCUGCCCCGCACUGUGACCCCGGAGAUGCGCGCACUAGUGGUCGACUGGCUGGUCCAGGUGCAUGAGUACCUGGGCCUGGCGGGGGACACGCUCUAUCUGGCAGUGCACCUACUCGAUUCCUACCUAAGGGCGGGCCGGGUGCGCCUCCAUCGUCUGCAGCUGCUGGGUGUCGCUUGCCUGUUUCUCGCGUGCAAAAUGGAGGAGUGCGUGCUUCCCGAGCCCUCCUCUCUCUGCCUCCUGAGCGCCGGCUCCUUUUCUCGGGCUGAGCUGCUGCGCGCCGAGCGCCGCAUCCUGAGCCGCUUGGACUUCCGGCUGCACCACCCCGGCCCCCUGCUGUGCCUGCGGCUGCUGGCUGCGCUGGCGCGGAGCGGCCCCCAGGUGAUGUUACUUGCCGCCUACUUCCUGGAGCUGUCCUUGCUGGAAGCCGAGGCUGCGGGAUGGGAGCCGGGUCGUCGCGCAGCUGCGGCUCUGAGCCUGGCGCAACGUGCGCUUUACGGCGCGGGCUCCAGGCCCCUGUCGGCGUUUUACAGCCCCGAGGAGCUGAGCCCCCUCGAGCCGUGCAUGGCCCGCGCCGCGCUCCGAGGCCCCGCGCCCGGCCGCGCCGCCGUCUUCCUCAAGUACGCGCGGCCCCCGCGCCAGCGUCUCUCAUCCCUCUGA
Molecule: messenger RNA, 966 nt
Organism: Propithecus coquereli (Coquerel's sifaka)
Lineage: Eukaryota; Metazoa; Chordata; Mammalia; Primates; Indriidae
Gene: CCNP
Product: cyclin N-terminal domain containing 2
Biological process (GO): mitotic cell cycle phase transition; regulation of cyclin-dependent protein serine/threonine kinase activity
Cellular component (GO): nucleus; cyclin-dependent protein kinase holoenzyme complex; centrosome
Molecular function (GO): cyclin-dependent protein serine/threonine kinase regulator activity
Source: RefSeq, a predicted model, not a curated record